Molecule: messenger RNA, 1350 nt
Organism: Medicago truncatula (barrel medic)
Lineage: Eukaryota; Viridiplantae; Streptophyta; Magnoliopsida; Fabales; Fabaceae
Exons: 9
Coding region: 51-1193 (380 amino acids)
Molecular function (GO): ATP hydrolysis activity
Source: RefSeq, a predicted model, not a curated record
UAAAAAGGGAACGGGGGAUAAGGGUGGGGAAGAGAGAAUGAUAGCUGCAAAUGCAAAUUGCAAUGGCAUGUUCCUCAUGUUUGAUUGCAGCGACAUCAACAUGGAAAUUGAAGUCACCACCGACCCUCAAAUUCAAAUGCUAUGCGACUCAGUCACAGUCACAGUGUUCUCUUGUGCACAACGACGACCUUCAAGCUCUCUUACAGAUUCUUCCCUCCGAUUUGCAUCACAAUCUCCUCAACCAACCUAACCGCCCUCAACUUUUGGAGGUUAUAUUGGAUUUGGGCCGUUUUCCUGAAGCGCGCUAUCUAGGCAAAAACGGGAACCAUUAUUUAAGGAAUUCCGAGGUAACGGUGAGAGAGUUGGAAUAUGCUGAAGGAGCAGUUGGAAAUUUUGGGAAGGAUAAUAGAGCUGGUAUUGAAGGUACUUUGCACAGAAUAUCUGCAAUAAGAAGUAGGAAUGGUGGCAUUGUUGGUUUGACAUGCCGGAUUGGGAGGGCUGUCACCGGCCAUAUUGACAUGGUUUAUGAUCUUCUUCACUAUGGCAAGAGCAUUUUAUUUCUCGGAAGACCUGGGGUUGGCAAGACUACUGUUAUGAGAGAGAUUGCUCGUGUUCUGUCAGAUGAAUUUCACAAAAGAGUGGUGAUUGUUGAUACCAGUAAUGAAAUUGGAGGCGAUGGCAAUAUUCCUCAUGCAGCAAUAGGUGGUGCACGUAGAAUGCAGGUAUCCGAGCCAUCAAUGCAACAUAGUGUGAUGAUUGAGGCAGUAGAAAAUCAUAUGCCUGAGGUGAUUAUAGUAGAUGAAAUUGGCACAGAAGCUGAAGCUCAUGCAUGCCGGUCAAUUGCUGAGCGAGGCAUCAUGCUUAUAGGGACUGCUCAUGGACAGCAAAUUGAAAAUGUCAUGAAGAAUCCUACACUCUCUGACCUGAUUGGUGGAAUUGAAAGCGUUACAUUGGGAGACUACGAAGCCAGAGCAAGAAAAUGUCAGAAGACUAUUCUUGAGAGGAAAGCUCCUCCAACAUUUGAUUUCUUGAUCGAGAUGAGAGAUAGACACUACUGGAUUACACAUCAGACCGACAAAAGCGUAGAUAUUUUGCUUCGAGGCAAGACCCCACAGGUUGAGGUAAGAAAAAGAGAUGAGAAAUGCAAGGUUGUAAUCGAAAAAUCUAAAGCAUAUGAUCAAUGCCAAAGUUGAUUUUCCUCCCUUUCCAUUAUAUAAUUCACUUUACGAAAAAUUUGAUGUUUUAAAUUUAUAAACCCAUUCAUUUUGUAAAUUGUGUUUUGUUGACAUUACUAUGUAUAUCUGUGUAUAUCUCUCACUUUAUUUAUUUUUUGACAAAAUUUAUCUCUCA